Molecule: messenger RNA, 4968 nt
Organism: Ornithorhynchus anatinus (platypus)
Lineage: Eukaryota; Metazoa; Chordata; Mammalia; Monotremata; Ornithorhynchidae
Gene: CPNE3
Product: copine 3
Exons: 16
Coding region: 113-1714 (533 amino acids)
Biological process (GO): ERBB2 signaling pathway; cellular response to calcium ion
Cellular component (GO): plasma membrane
Molecular function (GO): receptor tyrosine kinase binding; calcium-dependent phospholipid binding
Source: RefSeq, a predicted model, not a curated record
GGGCCCCCCGUUCCGGGUGUGUGGGGGAGCGGGGCGGUGCCUGCGGCUUCCUCGGCCUCCUCCCGGUCCCAGUCCCGGUCCCGGUCCCGAAGUGGAGCAACCCCGGGCGCAAAUGGCGGCACAAUGUGUGACAAAAGUGCAGCUGAACAUCUCCUGUAACAACCUCCUGGAUAAAGAUGUAGGUUCAAAAUCCGACCCUCUGUGCGUCCUGCUCUCCAACACAAGCGGACAGCAGUGGUAUGAGGUCAACCGCACAGAAAGGAUUAAGAAUUGUUUGAACCCCCAGUUUUCUAAGACAUUUUUAAUUGACUACUAUUUUGAGGUGGUUCAGAAGCUGAAAUUUGGGAUUUAUGACAUUGACAAUAAAACCAUCGAUUUAAAUGACGAUGAUUUCUUGGGUGAAUUUGAGUGCACACUGGGACAAAUUGUCUCCAGUAAGAAGCUAACCCGACCACUGGUCCUCAAAAAUGGCAGGCCCGCAGGAAAAGGGAGCAUCACGAUUUCAGCAGAAGAAGUGAAAGAUAACAGAGUGGUUUUGCUGGAAAUUGAAGCCCGAAAACUGGACAAUAAGGAUUUAUUUGGAAAAUCUGACCCAUAUCUGGAAUUUCACAAGCAGACAUCAGAGGGAAACUGGCUUAUGGUUCACCGAACAGAGGUUAUUAAAAACAAUUUGAAUCCUGUUUGGAGGCCUUUUAAGGUCUCUCUUAAUUCUCUGUGUUAUGGAGACAUGGACAAAACAAUCAAGGUGGAGUGUUAUGACUAUGAUAGCGAUGGGUCGCAUGAUCUUAUUGGAACUUUUCAUGCUACCAUGACAAAGCUAAAAGAAGCCACUCGAAACUCACCAGUGGAGUUUGAAUGCAUCAAUGAAAAGAAGCGGCAGAAGAAGAAAGGCUACAAAAAUUCAGGUGUUAUUAGCGUGAAGCAGUGUGAGAUUAUAGUGGAAUGCACCUUUCUGGACUACAUCAUGGGAGGAUGUCAGCUGAAUUUUACCGUCGGAGUAGACUUCACUGGCUCUAAUGGAGACCCUCACUCUCCUGACUCUUUGCAUUACAUCAGCCCUAAUGGGGUUAAUGAGUAUUUGACUGCUAUCUGGUCUGUAGGAAUGGUCAUUCAGGAUUAUGAUCAUGAUAAAAUGUUUCCAGCCUUUGGGUUUGGAGCUCAGAUUCCUCCUCAGUGGCAGGUGUCACAUGAAUUUCCAAUGAACUUCAACCCAACAAAUCCAUUCUGUAAAGGAAUCCAGGGCAUUGUAGAUGCCUAUCGGUCCUGCCUUCCUCAGCUGAGAUUAUACGGACCCACUAACUUUUCUCCAAUUAUAAAUCACGUGGCCAGCUUUGCUGCUGCAGCUACCCAACAACAGACGGCAUCUCAAUAUUUUGUGCUCCUGAUAAUUACGGAUGGAGUAAUCACCGACCUUGACGCCACCCGUCAGGCCAUUGUGAAUGCCUCCAAGCUCCCUAUGUCCAUCAUCAUCGUCGGCGUCGGCGGAGCUGACUUCAGUGCCAUGGAGUUCCUGGAUGGGGAUGGUGGGGUCCUCAGGUCCCCAACGGGCGAGGCAGCCAUUCGAGACAUUGUCCAGUUUGUGCCUUUCCGACAAUUCCAGAACGCCCCCAAAGAAGCGCUUGCUCAGUGUGUUCUGGCGGAGGUUCCCCAGCAAGUCGUGGGCUACUUCAACACGUACAAACUCCUCCCUCCCAAGAACCCACCUUCCAAAUGAAGAUGAGACCCAGUCCACAUUGGCCGAAUUCAUCCAUGCAGCGAAGAUCAAGGGAUCAGUCACCCAAAUGCAUCAUCCCGCCAUGUAGCUUCUUGGGCCUCUCCCUGCUUCUAUGAGAAAUAUCCUUCUGCACCAAACCAUACCCAUUUAAUGCAUUUCUUCUGGAAUAAGCUUUUUGUACUCUUGAAAUUUUAAGUGCCAAGUUAAUCUUUUCCUAAUCACGUCAGGUACUGCUGGUGAUUUGCACUUAUCAUGAGGCAGGUGAUAUAAGGAAGCAUCAGGGAAGCUGAUUUUUGUUUUUGUUGUUCACUGCAUUUAAUGAAUGCAAAUAUAAUGAACUCACUGUUCCUGAAGGUUAGGUGGAAGAGUCAGAAUGGUAAAGGCAGGUCACCCACAUGUUGCCCUCCUGGCAGUUAGUGGCCUAUGUGCAUAUUAAACUUUCACCCUUGAUCAAGAUAAAGUUCUUGCACCCAAUAACACCUGGAGUCUAACUGAUUUUCCAUGCCUUCCCAAUUAGCUUAUGCACUGCAGGUUGUAAACCUCCUGGACUCGUUCCCUGAGGCAUCUUGUGUUUCCUAGGAACUGGGCAGCUGAUGUUGAUCCUGUGGAUUUGCCCAGAUCAAAACCCCAAUCUGUUGGCUGGAAAAGGGGACAUGCAUUUGGUUUUGUACUGUACAGUCAUCAAAUAGCAUAAACCUGUCCUACAAACGGUUUUGCGUUUGCCUCUUUCCCUCCCAUUGCUUUUAGCGUUCUCCAUCUAAGGAACUAGUAAUAGAAUCAGUCAUUUUUAUUGAGCACUUACUGUGUGCAGAGCACUGUACUAAGUGCUUGAGAGAGUACAAUAUAACAAUAUUACAGAGUUCAUAGUCACAUUCCUUGCCCGCUAUGAGCUUAAGGUCUCCAAUCUAGUUUAAGUGCUUACUUUAGGCACAGCACUGUAUGAAGAGCUGGGAAAGAUUACCCAGAUGGGAAUUAGACAGUGAUCCCUGUCUUUGUGGGGGCUCACAAUCUAACAGGUUAGGAAGGUAUUAUCUUUAAAGAAGUAACAGGGUGUAAAUUCUAAUCAACCACUAGGAAACUUUAGGAUUCUAAAAUCAUAAGGGAUUUUUCUCUUUCAGCUCUGUUCAGCUGGGUUGGUUCAGUCCUCCCAUUUGUUUUGCUUUGGGUGGUUUUCUGGACCAAAAUGGUUGCCAUUGGCAUGCUUUCUGUGUGGCUGCUGAUUGGGCACAGGGCAGCAAAUCUCUUUGACCUCUUAAUCAAAUUCCACUUCUUUCUGUAUCCUGCUUUUUGAGCACCUUUGGCCUGAGGAGCUUGCUAAUGAUAACAGUGACCAUGUGAGAGACAAGGCUUCAUAAGGAGAUGCAGAUAUUGCAAAUGUUUAGAAGCAGUUGCAUUUCUCAGGCACUGCGCAUGCCCUGUAGUUAGGCUAAAGAUCAUCUGAAUCAUCUGCAAGCUCACUUUCUACAGGCUAACAUACACUACAAGGCUUUGACUUCAUCGUUUUGAUGAUUUAAAUGCUUUCCCUGAAAAUAAUAUCUUCCCUGUGAUGGUCCUAUUCCACAGAACACUUUGUUCUUGGAAGAGUUCUCCCUUCUCCCCACCCUCCCCACCCCCAAUUUCAAGAAUUGAAACAAACCCUUGCAAAUCUCACCUGCCUGGGUUCCUUCCCUGUCAGGUAGUGAGAGGGGCAGUCACCCUGCAGAGAGCUACUUUGAUCUUAGCUCCUUGGAAGUGUCUUCCAGGAGGAAGGAACCUGGCUUGCCAUAUCAGGCGUUUUCGUGGUUAUUUGGUGUCUGCGGCAGCUUCUAUGAUAGCCCAGUCUUCACUGGGAACAGGAUGGAGGAUCAGCAAACAUGGGAAAACCCCUUGCUGUUAUAUCAGGAUUCCCACAGCAAGGGGUAGUUUCAGCCUUUGUUUAGAGACACUGAAAUGUCCUGCCCUGAAUUUCUGUUCUGACCAUCAGCUAAGUUGAGGGUUUUGUCUGCUAUCAAUCAAGAGGAUUUAUAAUUCUCCUAUUUUUAUAUGUGCUUUUAUUAGAGAAAAAUGUUACAUGAAGAUGCUUUAGUAGAUAUCAUUAUUUUAAAGGGACAUGUUUGUAGGUCAGGGUAAGCGGUGAGUAGAGGCAUUUAUAUUUUCCAAUUUGUCAAACUUUAAGAAAAUAGAUUUCAGAAAUUCAGUCCAUGUGAUCUCUUGCUACUUAACACUUUUCUCUUGAAUUACAUCAUCUCCUUUCAUAUCAUACUCACACAAGUGCUCCCGUUUAAACUGUAGUUAAAGACACGGUAUGCUGCAACCUAGGCCUAUACCUUUUAGUACCCAAUGCAUGAUACAAUGGCAAGUGAAAUUUGCUUCUGCCGAGGUGGGUGCUCACAGGAUCAAGACAGAAGUUUAUACCUUCUGCUUUGAUCUGAAAGACUUGUACACAAUCCUGCUUGCAGCUUCAGAUGCCACCCUGUGGUAGAAAUUCUGAAUGGACGUUUUCAACGAAAUGUAGGUGUCAGACCCAGGAUUGGCUAAUCUUUAGGGUGUCACCCUCUCCUCCUGCCCUUUUCAAAAUACACUCGAUACCUCUCUUCCUUUUAUGCUUCAUUUCUUUGACAGCUUAAAAUAUUUUAGCCUCAAUACGUUUUUGUGAUGACAAUUUUUGCUUAACAUUUAAAUAAUUUUUCUUUUUUUGGGGGGGAUAUUUAAGCUACAUCAUGUAACAGGAUUACUUCCCCCAGAGUACAGAAGGAAUAGAAGACAGGAGCAUCAGGAACAACUCUUAAGGCAGUUGAAGCUUCUCCCUCCACUUCCAUUAUCUGGGUUAGGAUUUGCUCUCCUGCUCACACCCCCCACCUUCUGAUCUCUCUGAUUUGUUUUCUACUCCUAUACCUCACCCACUGGGUCUUUUCCCUCCUUUUUCUGAAAGUAACAUUUCUUCCUACUCCAAUUAUGAAGAGACUAACAUACUCUAACACCUUCUCUGAAGCUAAGAAACAUUGACAUUCUGCCAGUUUUUGGGGGGGGGCGGAGGGAAGCUUGAGAGGUUAUAGAGUUCUCAGGAGCUAGGUGUUAGGGGGAAGAGUUCGAAAUCCCCAGAGAUAACCCAAAACCUGGUUGAUAAUCACUGAACUAGAGGGUUAUGUGUUUGUUUUUUUUAAUAAAUGAUCUCUUUGCUAAUAUAUAUAUAGCUAUUUCUAAUAUAUGGCCAGAUGUUUAAGUGCACCCUCCCCUUUGAAUUUCACUUGAUAAAAUUAAUACUGGAUGUGAGA